Durusdinium trenchii is the source of this 3681-nucleotide messenger RNA. The record is from the annotation of a GenBank genome assembly. NCBI's taxonomy places the organism in Eukaryota, Dinophyceae, Suessiales, Symbiodiniaceae.
AUGCCGGUUGCCGAGAGAGCCUUGAAGACCCUGAAGUGUGUCAACCCUCGAGGAGACGAAGUCGAUGUCCUUCUUCUCAAGUGGCCCGCAGACAGCGAUGCGUGGGCGAUCUGCUUGCCUUGUCGAGUCAGCAGCACAGGAAUUAUCCUGGCUGUGCCGGGAGAUGCCAUUCCAGAGGAGGAUCUGGAAAGGGGCCAACAGGCCGCAGCCGACGACCUGAUGGGCCCAAAUGCUCAGGUUACAGUCAGUCUGCAGGAAAACUCCGAUCAGAUCAUCGAGGUGCAGUUGGUAGAGUUCACUCUGGAUGUCAGACACAGCCUGGAAAGAAGGGCGCCUCGCAGCCGUCGCCAGCACAAAAGGUUUGCGGACAGCCAGGACCUCCCCAACUUUGCGGAGCUCGACGAUGCGGUGGAAGGCUGGGUAAUGAGCGGGUCACUUCGAGACACGGGAUGGCAAACCGCCCAAGAAGCUCCAGUGCCGGAGCCUCAGGGCUUAGACCAAGUGCUCACUGCUUUGGCAAAACUGGAAAGCCGCAUGGACCAGCUGCAGAGAAAAGUAGACAGCAAACCUUCCAAUCUUCACCAAAGCACAGUUGCAAAGGACAAGCCUGGGAAGAAGGUGGUCGAAAAGUCAGAAGAAAAAGAUUGGGCCGACAUUUUGAAGGCUUUGAAAGAAGAGGUUGGGCCUCGUCCCAGCAAAGUCUUAGACGAACCUGCAGCUCGCACCACAGCGCAGGAGCUAGUCAGCUUGGUGGAAGAAGAGAUGGCUGCGUCGUCUUCAACGCCUUCUGUGGACGACAUGAUGAAGCUCAGUAUGUUGAAGCUACUCAAGGACCUUCAGGGAAAGACAAGCAAGAAGAGCAAAAAGUUGCCGGGCUUGAUAGGGGGCAUCGGCAGUUCCUCAGAAGAAGAAGAAGGAGGAGAGACUUGGUCCUCCACCAGCCGAGGAGGCAAAGCCAUCGAGGCGGUGGAAAAGCUUCGAGCGGCCAUGAAGCAAAACCCUGGAGCCUAUUUGGAGAGAAUGGAGAUGCGAAUGCAGCGUGCUGUAGGAGCAGAGGAGAUGGGUCCCACCAUCCCCGAAAAGUUCAUCCAGUCAGUCCCGGUUGGGCGAUCUCGAACUGCCGGGUAUGCUCUGACAGGCUUUGCGACCAUUCACAAGCUGAUGUUGGAAGGAAAGGCUCGACAAGCCCGCCUUCACACUGUACGCAUGAUGGCAGCCAUGGAACAGUUUUUGUUGGACGAAAGCUGGGGAGUGGCAAGCCGCCUGACAGGUGUGGAAGAGCCGCCGUGGGCCCAUUGGGCCAGUCAAGACCUUCCCUCAAUCCGAAAGCAGUACAUCUACACGCGACUGAUGGACGCGACAUGGAUUGGAGCGAUCAUCAACGAGCUGAAGGAAGAAGAAUGGACGAUCCCGGAGAAGGGCAGCCAGGUGUCAAACUUUGACCCAAGGCCUUAUUUGUCAGAAAAGUUUCGGGAGAUUUAUGAGAACCCCGAUGUGAUCCUCAAAGUGGAAGGCAUCGCAGGGCUCAUUGGACGAGCCCGGAACAAACUGCUCAAGCUGGCUCAACUUUCGGUCUUGAUGACUGAAGCGGGGCCAGUGGAUGAAAAAAUGAUUGAGGUGGGGGAAAUGGUGUCGGAAGAGGUCUGGCGUCGAGGAGACAAGGUUUGCUUUGUGCGGGGGAUGGAGAUCGGAACACUUCUCAUUUUUGUCAACGCGUUGACUCAACUUUGGCCCCGCGCCAACGGCGGAAGCGGAAAGGAGGCUUUGAUUCAGCUAGAUGAGUUGCAGGGCUUGCCACGGGCCUACAACCGCUGGUUUCUUCUGGUGCGAGACCGUGCUUUGAUCAAGCGAGGUCGUGUGACGGCCCGUACUCAGAGCAUCCGACAGGACCUGCUUACCAAACUGGAGGUUUGGUUGGCAACUCAACUGCCCGAGGUUACUUUGGAGGAUUUGGCUCGGCAUCACAUCGAUGUUUUGUCCGAGUGGCUCGAAGAAUAUAUGGUCACCUUAUAUCUGGAUGGUCAGAGCCGCAGGUCAGCAGCCGAGACUCUGAAUGUGGUGGUCCAAAAGUUUGGUUGGCUCAGAUCCUCUCUUGCCGCGCCUUGGAGCGUACUCAAGACAUGGGACAUGUUGGAGCCAGUCACUCAUCACCCGCCUAUGCCGGUGCAAGUGCUCUAUGCUCUUGCGGGUACUGCCAUGGCAUGGCAGUGGCCGCACUUUGCGGCGUUGCUGGUACUGGGCUUUUUUGGAUUAUUGAGACCCUCAGAGCUUAUAGGUUUGCGACGACAAGAUCUGUCUCUCCCGCAAGACCAUUGGGGCGACAAUGUGAUCUACAUUCGAGUUUCCCAGCCGAAAACUCGUUUUCGGGCAGCUGCGGCGCAACAUGUGCGCCUCGACGAGGCCGGCAUCGCCGGCUGGGUGCAGACGAUCUUCGGCUCGAUGCCGAUGUGGCGGAAGCUUUGGUGCGGCUCUUUGGCUUCUUUCAAAACCAGGCUGGACUUGGUGCAGCGUGAAGUGCUGACUACGGUCGCGUUUUUGCCAAGCUCACUGAGGUGCCGAAGCAGUGCGUCCAGUUCCACCUCGGCCUGGGAGGUCAGUGCCUUGUGCGCGGUUGCCGAAGCGCAUUUGGGAGUCGAGGAUCAACGCCAGGCCCUACAGGCGGCCACCGAAGCCUUAGCCUUGAGCCGCGCGAGGCAGUGCGGCCAGGCCUUGGUGACGCUCUUCAAGGCGCAGGUCUCGGACUCCCACGGUCGGACCGAGAGCCAGAGCUCGCGCGAGCUGCUGCUGCUGUGGCGAGAGCUGGGUGCCAGCUGGGGAGAGAUCGCUGCAGAGCUGUGGUGUCGGGAACCGGAUCCACGCACCGCGGAGCAACGCACCGCGGACGCACGGGAGCACGAGCGCCGCUGGGCGCUCAGCCGCGGGCUCUGCGACACGCUGCUGCCGGGGCUGAGUGCUGCGGAGCUUCGGGAUGCCGCUGUCGCCGCUGGAGUGACGGACGACGGUGAUGCGCGCGAGGUUGAGGAGCAGCUCCAGGCGGGUCGCUGGAGCGAGGCCCGGCGUGAGGGCGCCAAGAGCCUCCGGCGUCUCCGAGAGGCGCGGCUUCGGCCGGAGUUUGGGGGGGAGAUCCAUUUUAGGUAUGGAUGUGAGACACAGAUCGCCUCCCCACGCCCGGACUUCCAACGACGAAGGCAAUACCUCCAGAACAGCUUGCAGGAUGAGAACCGGGCGCACUCCCAGGAUUUGCCAGACAGGUACCGGUAUCACAUUGGCCUCGACGCCCAAGAGGCCAAGGCCGCCCGGGCUACUCGAGCCCAUGGCGUGAAAGGGGCCGGAGUGAAAGUGCAGGAAAAGGCGCGACGCGUCGAGGCCGCUAAGCCUCCCCCACCACCGGCAGCGCCGUGGUUCGGGAGGGCGAGUUCCAAAAAUCUGGCAGAAGAGGCCCACUGGAGCUCAGGGGGGCGCCUGGGUGGCUUUCAUCAGUUAGCCUUGACGGAGGAUGCAAGGAACCCUUCGGAGCCCUUGCCAGCUGCGUCGCUCGUGAAGCAGGGGGAGCAAAGUCUCCGUGAGAUGAAGGUUAAGGAGAUGGUCUUGGCUUGGAUUGUCGUUGCCACACUUCUGACCUUAGUCCUGCUCUUUUGCUGCAAAGUGCCUCCGCUGGUGUCUCUGGGCCCUCGCAAGUGA